Molecule: messenger RNA, 843 nt
Organism: Ustilago hordei
Lineage: Eukaryota; Fungi; Basidiomycota; Ustilaginomycetes; Ustilaginales; Ustilaginaceae
Exons: 1
Coding region: 1-843 (280 amino acids)
Biological process (GO): mRNA splicing, via spliceosome
Cellular component (GO): nuclear speck
Molecular function (GO): RNA binding
Source: RefSeq, a predicted model, not a curated record
AUGUCCGGACGAGGUUACGACCGAGGUUACGACCGUGACGAUCGCGAUGACCGACGAGGUGGCCGCGCUGACCGUCCACCCCGUGGCGGUCGCGACAGCCGAGACCGCGCACCACCCACUACUCUCUUUGUCGCCGGCUUCCCCCCGAACAUGCGAGCUAAGGACCUGGCGUACGAAUUCGAGCGCAUGGGACCCUUGAUUCGAUGCGAUAUCCCAGCACUCAAGUCGACCAGUGCAACUCCUUAUGCUUUCGUUGAAUUCGAGGACCCAAGAGAUGCGGAUGCCGCUUUCCGCGAUAUGCACGGUAUGCGAUUCGGACGCCACGAGAUCUCGAUUCAGUUUGCAAAGAACGCUCCGUCGGCCAACUGGAGAUUCGACGGUCCUUCUCGCGGCCCUCCUCCUCCUCCUCCUCCUGCAUUUGGCGGUCGCGGUGGUCGUGACUCUCGCGAUGACCGUGGCUCUUCACGCUCCGAUCUUCCUCCUCCUCCUCCACGUCCCAAGCUCACCGCUGAGGAGCAGGAGGAGGCCGACCGCUCAGCUGAGGAACGUGCCCGCAGACGUGCAGCACUUCGUCGUGAGCGUUCGCCUGAACCUCGACGUGACAAUGAUGCUGACUACGCUGAGGACCGCAGAAGCUCUUCGCGUCGUGACGAUGACGCUGACAGGGAACAGCGCCACGGGAACGGCGACAGCGCUACCAAUGGCAAGGAUGCUGAGGAAGCAGCUCCCAAGGACGAGGCUAUGGACGAGGCUGCCAACGGAAACAAAAAUGCUGUCGACGCUGGCGAGGAGAAUAAGGCUGAGGAGGCUGAUGGCAACGCUGGUUGGGUAAGCAACGAGUGA